Molecule: messenger RNA, 2676 nt
Organism: Penicillium argentinense
Lineage: Eukaryota; Fungi; Ascomycota; Eurotiomycetes; Eurotiales; Aspergillaceae
Exons: 2
Coding region: 1-2676 (891 amino acids)
Source: RefSeq, a predicted model, not a curated record
AUGGAGGUCCCUGCUGCUGAGGACUCGAUGGAAAUGGCCUCACCCUAUCAUCAGGAGCAGGUCGAUGAUUUCGAUAUCGACAUCGACCUGAUGGAAGAUCAUGUUUCAAACAUGGAUAGCGACAUGGUCGGGGUCGAUGACCCCGCAGCCUUGUCCGCCACAGAACCUGACAUGGUUAUGUAUGAUGAGCCUUCCCCAGAGUCGAUGGUUGACGCCGAGAACUUCGACCUCCUUGAUGCGGAUGAAGGCACCGUUCCAAAUUACGAAGCAGACAUGCUGGGAAGUGACCAGGACGAAGAACUCGUGGAAGAUGUGCCCACUAUUCAAGUCGAAAUCACUGACAGCAACACAACUGAAACCCAAACGGACAACUACCAUGUUCCAGAACCCGCCGAGACUAUCGAGUCCGCGCCCUACGUCUCAGAUCAUCGCACAGAGACGGUCACCUCGGAAGUCAUCGCAGAGCCACGGUCACAGUCGGAAGCCGAGCACACCCAACAGGGAAUUCUUCUGGAGUCAGGUCAGACGGGAGAGGUCCAGGCUGAGCAACCCGAGGGUACUCAGGUCAGUGUCAGCAAUGACCAGACCGAGUUUAAUGAAGCUGCUCAUUCUGCCUUGGACAGUACCGUUGAUAUAGCUGAGGAUCAACCUGCUCACACUCACACGAGCCCCCUUGCCCAAAGUGCUCAGGUUACUGAACCGGAUGUCAGCAAUGCCCAAGCUGAACUCGAUGAAACUGCUCAUGUAGCCUUGGACGGGACCGAUACUGCCGAGGAUCAACAGUCUGUUCACCUUCAAACUUCUUCCGAUGGCCCUGAAACCCAGGUUUCUCAGACAGACUCUGCUUCGAAAGAAACCGAAGUAGAAAACACUGAGUAUCCUGUGACUCCUAAGCCCCACGAGUCACACGAGUCACACGAGUCACACGAGUUGGAACAUCAGACCCAUGAACCCGAAUAUGAGAACCCCGAAGAUGAGUCUUUGCACCCAGUCAAGGUGCUUUACCAGGACAACGAAAUUUCUCUCUUCCCGCCCCUUGCAGGAGAUUCGGCGGAGACUUUUUUCCUCCACGAUGAAGAGAUUGGGUACGACAAUGUCGGUAGACUGUUCAGUUGUUUCCGAGAUGUUCUUGGGGAUAAUGUUGCCAAGGAUGAGGUUCUUGUUAUUGAUAUCGAUGCUCUUGGUAUCCAAAUCACGGAGGACUCGCAACAUACAUCCAAGAUGACCUUGCAACAUAUUUUGGACAUUUACGUUCGCCUCAGCUAUAACGAUGGCAUUACCCACCCAGAUCCGCUUUAUCUCACGCUUACUAGCAAAAUUUCUUCUUAUUCUGAGUUGGCUGGUCUGGACAGUGCUGCAAAUGAAGGCAAAGGCCUCUCUCAGAUCCACGCAUGGGAUGUAGACUGGGAGGAUGAGGGCAACGAAGGUUCUGCAGCAUAUGAACAGCCCGUCGAAGACUCGCAUGUCGGUGAGCCUCAGGGCCAGUCUGCACAGGCGGCACAUGCCGAAGCCCCUGAUGAUGGUUACUCUGAACAUGACGGUGCUGACACUGGUCCUGUUGAACCCGUACAUGAACAAGGAGAGAACGAAGAGGACAAUCAUGAUUCGACGAGAGUUCAGUCUACUCACGAAGAAAAAGGUGAAAACCACGAUGAUUCUGAAGCUCAGGAUAUCGAGCCCUCGACUGCCACUACUGGUACCACUUCGAACCCCCACCCGAACGAGCAAUCGCCACGUGGAUCUACGCACUACAUGGUCCGGCAAGGGUGGGAUUCUUGGGAGGAAACCCCGAGCAAGGAAAGCCAGAACGAAGAAGACCAGCAUGAGGAAGACCAGCAUGAGGAAGACCAGCAUGAGGAAGACCAGCAUGAGAAAGACCAGCAUGAGGAAGAUCAGAGAGAGGAGGUUCACGCUAGCCAUGAUCACGAUGAGGAAAUUCCGACUCGGAAUAGUGUACACGCCGACCAUCGAGACUUCGAUGAUUUCGAAGACGAAGCCACCCACGAGCAGAACUAUGUGCCAGAAUCAGCGGACGAUACGACUGCUGGUGAUCUUACAUUUGUCCCCGAUGAAAAAUUCACGCAGGAGAAUGGUAUUGCGCCUGAUGACCAGGAUGGUACUGCGGGCCUUGAUGAUAAUUCCUUUGGAGAAUCCGAGUACACUCUGGACAACACGCCACAGGAGGAUAAUCUUGAUUUCCCCGAGCAAACCUUAGAUCCCGAAGAUGACUUGCUUGGCAUUGCUGAAGACCUGGUGCAGACUCCUGACCAAGGCCGUCAAAACGAUCAGCUCAAGUAUGCCGAGGAGGAUUUGGUCUCUCCCCAUGACGACGAUGCCGCAGCUUCGCCCGCCGGAGAAGCUCAAGACAACGGUCCUCACUCCGACUUCCAAGCCUCGGAAGCAAUCGAAUUGUCGGGAAUUGACCCUUUCUCUACUGACUCCCAUCCCAAUGACAAUAUCUCCACGUCUGCCCAAGGGGCCCAGGAGAAAGAUGAGAAUGAGCGAGACCCCACCAACGCCACCCCCGAUUCUAAGCGCCACCGACCUUCAGAGGCCACCAAAAUUGAGGGAACCGUUUCUUCCCCUCCUAAACUCCACUCCUGCCAUACCCCCAAGUCUCUCAAACGGAUGCGUGAGGCGGGUGAUGUAUGGAUUCGCACGACAAGCCCCCCCUAG